Molecule: messenger RNA, 825 nt
Organism: Sebastes umbrosus (honeycomb rockfish)
Lineage: Eukaryota; Metazoa; Chordata; Actinopteri; Perciformes; Sebastidae
Product: C-C motif chemokine 3-like
Exons: 3
Coding region: 90-371 (93 amino acids)
Biological process (GO): chemokine-mediated signaling pathway; cellular response to tumor necrosis factor; cellular response to interleukin-1
Cellular component (GO): extracellular region
Molecular function (GO): chemokine activity; CCR chemokine receptor binding
Source: RefSeq, a predicted model, not a curated record
AGAACAUAUAAACCACUAUAAGUGAUCAGAGCAGAUCACGUCAGACAGCAAAGACAGAAGAGCGUCAUCACGUCUACACUGAGGCCACCAUGAAGACUCUCAGCUUCACACUGGGACUCCUGCUGCUGCUCACUGUUUACUGCACUGCCAUGCCUCAAGCAGUGAAUGCAAUAGCACCAGGAUCGUGCUGCUUUCAAUUCUUUACCGGACAGGUGCCGCAGAAGCAAAUUAUCUCUGUCGUCAAGACUCACAGCAACUGUCACGAAAAGGGAUUUGUGGUCAGCACCGCCAGAGGGAAGGAGAUGUGCGUCAGCCAGAAUUUGGACUGGGCACAGAAAGCUUUCAGGACACAACAAGUCAUCACUGACUAAUGAUGGUCCUCAUGAUCAGACAUCUCCAGCUUCUCAACCUGCAGCCACAAUAAAGCUCUGUCGCAUCAUUUUUAUGACAAGAAGCUUUGCAUUGUGUAUUUUCAUGCAGCUAUUAACCAUUUUACUGAUAAAGCCUUGUUUUGCUUCAUUCUUAAUAAUUACAUUUUCAUUUUACAAAAUGUAUUGAUGUAUGCAUUCAUGAAACGAAAAGGAAAAAUAAAUAUAUAUGAACAUUGUGUUGUAUAUAACUUAAUCUGGCUGAGAACUGUCACAGAUUUGUGACAUAUUGAAAUGUAUCCUAUAAUGAUUAUUUUUAAAUUAGCAGUGGGUCCAGGAAGUGUAACUUUUCAUAUCUCACAAAGGAGAGAAUCUGCAUUCUGUCAAGUGUAACUUUCUAUUCAUGGUGAUUCAAUCCUGCAAUUAUCUUGCUCAUGUGAAUAAAUAAAUAAAUGAA